GAGACAGCAAGAGAAAAAGAGGGAAAAACAGAGUGAACCGACUUUGCACUCUGUGAACAGUCACUGCUUUCUGCACUGAUCACACAGGAACAGUCCUGGGGUAUACAGAUACCAAGGGAUGAAGGAGAAGGAUGCAACAAAACAAAAAGAGUGAUACAAGACUGAAAAACGGUGGUGUGCACUGAGACAGAAAUCCCAGGAGAUGAAGAGGGUGACGCAAACCUGAAAAGACAGCCUGACAAAGUAAGACAUCUUCAGCACUUCAGCAGAACAUCCAGACACAGGAAGGAAGGAGACAGAAGAAGAGGAAGACAUCUGGAAGGACAAAAACUCUUAAUGUUACAAAAAACAAGCUCAAGACAUUUGGAUGACAAAACAUGACACAUGCAAAAUAAUUCCAUCUUCAGCUCUCCUCUGUAGAGGAAGAAAUUCGACACAGAGGAGAGGCAGCCAGGAAACAAGAGACAGAAGAAGAUCAAGCAGAAAUAAGAAAGUUAGGCAGAAUAAAACAGGCUCUAGAGAAGGAAGCUAACCCUGGAAUAUCUAACCAGCGCUCUGCUCACCCCAGCAGGGAAGAUGUCCAAGUCCUCCUCCCAUCUGGGUCGACCUGGAUCAGCAGGGUCUCAAAGCCCCAACUUGAGAAAGGAGCUGCAGGGUAAUCGCUCAUGCAUGCUGCGGAUUGGAGAGAGACUGAUGAGGGCAGGCAGUGAGGGGAACCUGGUCCAGAGACCUAUUCCCACCCAAAGCCAGACCCAAACUUCCUCGGCUCGAUUAGGACAAAGAUUAAAUGGAAAGACGCCACGUCCUGCCGUGGAGGACAAGCCCAGCGAGUGUACAAGAAAUAGCUCCAACAAAGCUCCAUGCUCUCCCAGCACCUUGCCUCGAAGCUACGCCUCCACUGCUGGUGCCAGUGGCAGAGACAGCCAGCUGGACAGCCUGACGAUGCAGCAGUCUGAUGUGGAACGGAAGAAGGAGGUGUUCCUGGACCACCUAAGGCAUAAAUAUCCUCACCAUGCUGCCAUUAUCAUGGGACACCAGGACUGCAUGAGGGACCAGGUGAGGAGUCCCCGACCUUCUAAAAGUCCUCCUUGCACAGAUGUGUCGGACUUGGUGGAAGAGCAGGACCCUCUAGCUUCAGAGACCAUGUCCGAUGGGGAUGUGCUGCCCCCGUCGGUCCCCUUUACAAGGGGCUGUAAAGCCAGAGCAAGUUUACCCGUGAGUCGCUCGAACAGUGAAACAAGAGAGAGAUCGCUUGGUGUGUUGUACCUGCAGUACGGAGAGGAGACAAAGCAGGUUAGGAUGCCUGCUGAAAUCAGCACUCAGGACACUCUGCGGGCUCUGUUUGUCACCGCCUUCCCCCAUCAGCUCACCUUAAAGAUGCUGCAGUCUCCUAACAUGGCCAUCUACAUCAAAGACACUUGUCGCAACAUCUACUACAACCUGGAGGAUGUCAGAAACAUCACACCUCAAUCCUUUCUGAAGGCUUAUCAUAAGGAUCCAGCACACGUGUUCAACCGUUAUGGACGACCUACCGCCACAGAGGGCAGGAUCUCCAAAGAGGUAUUGUACGGCAAUCACAGCCCAGUCCACACUCUGCACAGCCUGCAGGGCUCCAUGUCCCCACCCAUGGUGCGUUCCAUGCCCUCCUCCCCCUCAAGGAUGGCCUUUGGUGGAGGGGGCAUACGAGGUGGCAGUGGAGUGAAGGGCCCAGACAGUGCCACGUUACCGCGGGAACGCCUGGUAGGGGCAGGGCGAUCCAGCACCCUGUGCACCAGCAGCAGUGCUAUCCUGGAGAGGAGAGACGUAAAGCCGGAUGAGGACGUUGGCAGCAGCAAGAGCAUGGCCCUGGUGGUGCGUGCUGAAGGUGGAUAUUACCAAGACUCCUACUGCUCGUCUCUACAGGAUGGAGUAGGGGGUCGCCUUAGCAUUGCGUCCUCCCAAUGCAGCGCUCCUCCCUCCCUCACUGCAGACAUGGUGGAUGGUGGGGUCUUAGGGGUCCCAGGAGGGCUGCAACAGUACCGUGCUUCCAUUAAACCCUUGUUGGGCUACGGAGAGAGCAUGGAACACCAGACCCGCUCCCUGCACAGGCAAAAGAACAGGAAGUUUGGAGACAGCCAGCUUCCACCACUGGGAACCAAAACCUCUUCCCCUUCCCCUCACAGAGGUGGUGAGGUCAGGAUGAUUGACGGGCACAUCAUUGGAGGGGUGGGCAUGGUGUCUCCAGAGAGGAUGUCGCCAAUUCAUCGGCCUCUGCGGCGAGACAGUAACGGGGCCACAGUGGAAGUUUUAAACAGGAGCAGAGUGAGCGGCUCCUCAUCGUCCACCUCAUCAGUUUUUCUGGACAGUCCUCUGGGACAACCUGAGAGAUUGGUUCAGGGUCAUGUGGCCACCAGCAAUACCCAGAGUGACAGAAUGAAAGCCAUGGAGGAGCAGAUAGCCAGUCUAGCAGGGCUGGUCCAUCAUGCUCUGUCCAUGGGACCAGAUGUUUCAGGAGUCAAGGAUGCUGUCAGUGAAAAUGCUGAACGCAAACUUAUCAACGACAGACUUGGGGUGCCAUCUGAGCCCCACAACCCUGCUUCAUUGAUUGACAGCUUCAGUCCCACCCCUCUGGCUCUUCAAGCCCCUCCCUCUCAGAGUGGCUUGCAGCAGCACUUGGUGUCUGUGAAGAGGAAUGUGUGUGAACUACGGCAGCAACUUAACCAACUUAGACAGUUACAGCUGUCAAACCAGGAGAGUGUGAGUUCAAUGGUGCGGAUGGCAGGCCAGGAGCUGGUGGUGCUGAUGUGUGACUGGCUGGUUCAAUCUGAGGAAGCAUCGUAUAGACAGAGAGCUGAGAUGGAGGAGGAGAGGAUCCACUACCUAGCUACUGAGGAGAGAAUACUCAAACAGCUCAGUGAACUUGAGGACUAUGUGGACCAUUUGCAAAGGAGCUCGGCCUCCAUUCCCAGCCAGUCCAUCACUCUGGGAGACGUGGAGGAGGGAGCAGUCAACCUGCGGAGGGUUGGAGAGGCUCUGGCUAAGCUUAAAGGUGUGUUUCCAGAGCUGCAGGUGAAGAUGCGCUCAGUGCUGAGGCUGGAGGUGGAGGCGGUGCGUUUUUUGAAGGAGGAGCCUCAUAAGAUGGACUCCAUGUUAAAGAGAGUCAAAGCCCUGACUGAAAUCCUCAGUUCACUCCGCAGGUGUGUGUCAGAGUCAACCUUUCCUGCCAGAUCAGCCAAGGUGGGGCCUGUAAAUGUUCAAGAAACGGACCAGGGACUUCCAAAGACCCAGAGCCCUCAGAGCUCCCCCAAACCUCAGCCUCGAUCUUCCAUCAGGUCCCCAAUGUCCACCGCCAUUGUCUCUGGGAGCCACACUGAGGCUGGCUUGUCAGGCUCCGUCUCCCCCAUCAUGGCCCACAGAAUGAAAAGCACAGCAGCCCCAGUGGCACAGCCUUCCCUUCACUACCCCAGUACCCCCCUGACACCCACCCAUGGACGAGACUCGCCCACUAUGACUAAGGUGAAUUCUCACAGCAGAGAGGGCAGCCCUGCCCUGCAGAGGAGAACGGGAUCUCAUCAGUCUGAUGGACUGGACCAACCUGUGCCAACACAGCAGAGCCACAGCGAUAAAACCAUGAAUACAGAGAGACAAACUCCAGAGGGCUGUCAGAGUGAAACCAGCGAUAUGAUCCAGUCUAGCACCAGCCAAGUCAACCAGCUACCCAAGUCUGAUUCUAGCCAGCCUCCACCCCUAAACACCAGCACAAACCCUGACCACGUCCUCCAAGAGGCCCACGGCAGCCUUUUGAAGUCCAUACCUGAUCCAGAUGUAUCAGAUGCAGCAGAGAGCUAUGCUGAUUCUGCCUCAAGACAAUCAACUCUCAAUGCUUCAGAGUUAGACCAGGAAACACCUCUGGACAUGACGCUGCAAGCAGAGCCACAGGUGCUUCUCUGUAAUACACAGGAAGACACAUCUCUCAAGCUGAGUGAUGAGGUGGACUCCAGCCAGAUGAAACCCCCAGACUCAGCAGUAGUGUCACAGCUUCCUGCAGCCACUGUGGAACCUCUUCCAUCACCUGCUAGAUCAGCUGUUCGUUCAGCACCGGACCCAGAGCGCAGCAGCCGGCCACAAAUGGAGAAACCCCGCCGCUCCAGUGUGGAGAAGGAGAUGAAGCAGAGUCCAGACAGGGCCAGCAAGUCACCUCCUCCUCCUCCUCCUCCACGGAGGUCUCAUGCUGUCAGUUCUGGUUUUACCACGGGAAGGUCCGUAGAUGUGAUCAUUACUGCCAUGAAGUCUAGAGACCAUGAGUCUGGAGCUCAGGAGAAGGGUGACAAAGAGAAAGAGCCACCUCAGCCCAAACCUCCAAGACAACCCCCAGAGGUCAAACCUAAACCCCAGAUGUGUGUCCCUGCACCUGUAGCCAGUUCCACCUCCACCCCUCCUACAGCCCUAGCACACAGCGAGGAGGAGGAGGAGGAGGAGGAAGAGGAGGGGCACAACAAAUUCAUGAGAGAGCUGCAGGUGUUUCAGAAAUGCACUGGGAGGGAUGUAGGGGGCAGAGACGUGGCUAAACUCUCUGUCUCCGAGCUCCAAAGCAAAGAGAUGGAGCCUCAGGUGAUGACAGAUCUGUCAAAUAAGAAUCAUUCACCAGGUGGAAAUAAGCAACAGUCCAAAGGAAACGCCAGGACAACCAAAACCUCACAAGUGGCCACUCAGAAAAUGUUAACAAGUGAACACCAGUCAGCUCUUAAGUUGGGCAUUACAAAUGGAUCCACUCUAAAAGUUGCAGCAGUAGCUGAACUGAAAGAACACGGUCAAGGUGGGAAAAACACUUUAAGUCUUGAUAAGAAGAAAGAAGUGAAGGAGAAGAAAGUGGUUAGUAAAGUGCCUUCCAUAAAGUAUCCAACCACAAAGAAGGUGGUGGUGUCCCCACCUGUCACUAUACGUGAUGUUCAGACUGUCCAGAAGAAUGAGGAGGCGCCUACAACAACCCAAAAGAAAGCAGACAAAAUGGAAGUGUUUACACUACCAGCUUCACGUAAAGAAAAUGAUCUUACUUCAAACACCUCAAAACAGAGUGUUAACGCAGUGGUUGGACAGGUGUUCUCCCCAACAGCAGUGGAAAAGAAGGUCAAGUUUACAACAGUUGUUACUCUGCAAAAGGAAGACAUUCAGGGAACCGUCACAAGUCCCAAACAGACAAAUGAAAAAGUUGUCAAAGAAGUACCAGCUGAGAAGAAGUCUAAUGUGAUGGUAGUUGUGACUUUACAAAAAGAAAACACCCCAGAACAUACAGAGCCGUCACCAACAUUACAUCAGAUCAAGUCCCUGAGUUCAGAUCAGGAUUUUGAAACUUCUAUUCCUUUCCUAAAACCGUCCUCCCUUUCACCUAGUUCGACUAACAGCUGCAGCAACAAUGAGCAGAACCAAGAGGCAGCGCAGAUAUCCAAAGACCAAUCACUGUGUGCAGAGGAUGGAGGUACUCUGAGCCCCACUAUUCUGGAUGAUGAGGGACCACCUCCUCCCCCGCCUCGGAUUGGUAAAUUCAGCCAUAGAAUCUCCAAGAACAGAAAUAAGACCCAGUCCAAAGAAGAAGAUCUGGCCAAAAUGAAUGGUUCUAACAUACAGACUGUAGCCAAGGACAGUUCUGGUGACCCUUCUCAUGUGGGAUAUGAAAACCAUGGUUUUCUGGACAGUGAUGAUUCUGGCACAAAACCUAUUAUUGUUAUUUUGAAUGAGCCGAUGGACAUUCAGUCAGCCUACAAGCGUCUGUCUACCAUCUUUGAAAGUGAGGAAGAUCUUGAUGGGAUUCUGCCUCCAGAGUGUAUUGUGGUUGAAGAGGAAACAAAGCAGGAGGAAGAGGAGAAGGAUGUGAGAAACAUUUCUGUGAUUGAAAUUAAUACAGAGUUAGGCCUUCAAGACACCUCAAAAAGUGAUCAGAAUUCUCCACAAAUGCAGCAUGAAAGAUCUUUAGCAAAUAAUGUCUCACUUCCUGAAAUCAAAGACCAGGGUAAACCAGACUCGCUUAGAAAGGAAGAAAGCAAAAGAAAAUUUAAAUUCAGGUUCCCCAAAAACAAACUGGCUGCAAUUAGUCAGGCUAUUCGAACAGGGACACACAAAACGGGGAAGAAGACUCUUGAAGUUGUUGUGUAUGAUGAAGAGGAGGAGAAGGUAUUGGACAGCAGGUCCAUCAAGGAAAACAAGAAGCAGACAGCAGAAUCCAAGAGUUUUGAGAUCAACAAGACCAAACAAUUCGACUUGGGCAAAGGCAAUAACUGUGACAGCGACAUCAAGGCCUUGUUUCCUGCUGAAACCAGACAGUCUAUGUCACAAACCCGGGUAGAGGAGCUCUGUAAGAAUACAUUUGACUCUAUUAGCAGCCUAGAAGAGUCCAUUAAACAGUUGGAAAUCAGUGUGGACAGUAUAACUUCCCCCUCUUCACCCUCAUCCACUGUGUCUUCACCUCCUCAGACCCCUAAUCCUUCCUUUGACUCCACUGACACACCUCAGUUUAAAGGCAAAGUCAAACCAGAAAGGGAGAGAAGCCCGUCCAAAAGGCCAGCCACGCAGAUCCACAAGGGCCCAAGUUCGCCUCAGAGUAAGAGAGCCAAACCACAGCUUCCACAUGACCGAGGGAAAACCACAACCAAGAAACAGACCUCCAGCAGCAGCUCCAGCUCAUCUGCUCAGCGAUUUAACGCCAAGUCUCGCCACUCAUCCUCCUCUGGCUCACCAGACAAGACACCUAAGAGCCAGCAGCAGGCCAUCCCUAAGCAGCCCAGCCAGCCACGUCUUGUCGCCAUCUCCCGCUAACGUCAGCUCGGCCCACCGUGGGCCUGGCAGCAGCAGCAGCAAGCGCCAGCAUCGCCUCGUCCUCACCACCACCCCCCAACACAGCUACUACUCUUCAUCUUCCUACUCUUCAUCCUCACCCUCCUCCUCCUCCGCCUCAUCCUCCCUGUCGCCUACCUCCUCCUCCUCUUCCCCUCCCUCCCCGUCUGCCUCCCUCCUGCCCACCAUGGUGAGUCAUGGGGCCAGGAGUGUCCAGAUGUCAGCGUCCAACCCCGGCUCUCCAGUCCGCGGCAAGAAACGCCCCGGAAGCCAAGCUGUCCGAGUGCUGCGCGCUGUGGCGACAGCCUCAAAGGACGCAGAAUGAUGUCUGCUGUUUUCAUCUCCUGAAAAAAUAUGUAAAUUCAGAGAGACAUGGGUGUGGUAUAUUCAGCUUUUGUGCAUGAGAGAAAAAAGUAAAAUUGCACUGUGUUCCUACAGCAAUAUCGUGUGUUGUUUACCUUUUGAAACAUUUGGAUUGGUUUAGAAGGGAUUGUAAGGUCAAGUCUGAUAUUCUUUGAAGUUGAAACUACAUUAAUGCCUGGAACCCGACCAGUUCAUCCAUGAGGCUGAUGUUACUGUCUGAAAGUACGAUAUCGCAAAAAUGACUAUAUCACCCAUUCAAAAUCACUGAUCCUGAGACAUAAUUUGUUGUCCAGAGAGUUUAAGUUAUGUUUCUGUAAAAUCUUCCGCUCAUGACAUAUUUUAGCCACUUGGUCACCACUGUGACUGUGACUGCUCUGGUUAAAGGUGGUCGAGUUGCACUAAUAAUUGGAAAGCAUCCAAGGUGUCCUGAGUUAUGAAGCAUAUUGAAAAAAAUCUGUGCUAUUUCAAGGCUGACACCAAAGCCUCUCAGCCAGAGGCAGUCAGCAGGACAUUAGAAUAAAAAACAAAUAGAAACACUUUGGGUCCAUCCACACUAAUACAUGUGAAAUUUUGAAACAAUGUUAUGAAGUGAAAAUGGUACACUACCAUUCAAAAAUUUGGGGUCACUUAGAAAUAUCCUUAUUUUUGAAAGAAAACCAUUUUUUUUCCCCAGUGAAGAUAACAUUAAAUGAAUCAGAAAUACAGUCUAGACAUUGUAAAUGUGGUAAAUGACUAUUCUAGCUGGAAACAGCUGAUUUUUAAUGGAAUAUCUACACAGGGGUACAGAGGAACAUUUCCAGCAACCAUCACUCCUGUGUUCUAAUGCUACAUUGUGUUAGCUAAUGGUGUUGAAAGGCUAAUUGAUGACUAGAAUGCCAUCAGUAACAAUAUAUUUGGGAUUUAGUUGGACAUGCUUUUAGCUUCAAUUGGUACACACAUCGCCAUGCCCGUAAGAUGCAGUAGAAGAGCUGGUUUUGGAUACUUGGCAUUUGAGAUCUAGUAUGCAUGGUUUCAUUUAACAAUGUUGAAUAUAUUUCUAUUUAAAAACAGAGUUCUACAAGAGGUUGUUAUUUUCAGUAUAAAGAGUUUACCCAAAGACAAUCCUAUACAGACUGCACACUGUCUAAAGAAUCUGUUCUGUACAUCUGUCAAAGUAGAAUUUUUUAUGUAGUUAAAGUAUAGUAUAGAAAUAAUGUAUUAGACAUGUAGUUUUUUUCUGUUAACAUACUGCACUGUGCAAAUAAUUUAGGCACUAGCAAUGAAGUGAGGAUGCUUUUAGAAAUGAAACCAUUAUUAGUGUGUAUUUAUCCAUUACAUAAAGUGCAGUAAACAAAGGAUGGAUACAAAUCUAAUCACCUUAAGAGCCUAAAAUGUUUGCCUAGUGCAGAAGUUGUCGGUUAUUGUGUGCUUACUGCCAUUUGUAGUGAACUGUUUGACAUGACUCUUGCCAAAGAGAAAGAACCUGGAGUUUCAUGUUGUGUUUUUUUUUUUUUUUUUUUACACUGCCAAGAUAGUUGAUGAUCGCGGACAUCUUAUGAUGGUCUAUCAGGCUAAAGCCAUCAAGGAUAAAAGAGUGCUACACCAUUAUGAGAAAAAGACUGAGACAGAUGAGAGGAUGGGUAACAGUGCUCAGUCCAUUAAUUCAAUAUUGAAUCACAUUACAGUAAUUAGAUUACUUCUAAGUUGAACAGUAGGGUAUUUACACUUAUGUAAACAAGAACUAAUAGUUUAAAUUGACUAUAGUAAAUAAUUCACGCUCCACAUUAGGUACUCAAUGCAACAAAAGUCAGUAAAGAUUUCAUUCAUGAGUUUUGAAUUGUUUAUUUUUUCUAAUUUUGCAUGUCCACCGCUAUUUUUGAUGACUCAUUCCUCCUCAGCAUGAGAAUCAAAUUUCAGUCGAGAAGUUCUGCUAUUCUUGAGAUUGUUUUUUCAGCUGGUCUUUGCUGGAGGGGAAGUCUUACUCAACCUUUCUCUUUAAAAUACCUCAAAGAUAUUCAAAUGGAUUCAAACCAGGUACCCUACUUGUCCAGGUCAUAGUUUUUCUUUAUAAACUGUGUGAUUUUGGCAGAACGCUUUGAAUAGUCUCAUGCUGGCAUAUUUCUCUUCUGUUCUAGUGUCCACAGGUCAUGUUCAUGCAGUUAGGGUAAGUGGAAAUCACAGGAGUGGUUUCAGUGAUUAUAAAUGAUCUAACUGUCUAUCAGUGAUCACAAGUGUACUCACUUUUGUUACAUUGACUUUUUACUUUUGGGCCUGAUUAUUCCAUAAAGUCUUAUAAAAGUACUUUUGAUUGUUCAUGAGAGUGAAUUCUAUACUGUUCAACUUAAAAAUAAUGUAAGUAACAUAAGGUGAUACCGAUCACUUAUAAAUGACCUUAUUUUUGCAACGAAAGCAGUUCUUUUCGACAAAGAUAACAUUAAAUGAAUCAGAACUACAGUCUAGACAUUGUUAAUCAUCUCUCUCUUUUUUUAAAUAAACAUGAUGAUCAAACUUUUUUAUCAAAAUAAAUCUGCAGAAAGAUCACCGACAAAGCAUAUCAUCUGUUUUACAAGAUUCAAUCUUAAAAUGCACCAUCCGUUUGUAGCAACAGCACUGUGAAGGAUAGUUCUGUAGAAACCAGGGUUCUUUGGUGUCAAAAUCCUACAUCCACCCUGAGCUUGUCCCUGUUCCAUUAUCCAGACUGAAAUCAGAGGUUUAUCAUCAAUGUUUAGCAAAUUUAUCAUGUCAGUAAUUUUUUCUAUAACUUGUGCAAACACACCACCUUCAAGGAUCAAGAUUAUACUUACAAAUUGCAGUAAGAUUUAAUGAAAGUAGUUAUUGUUCACUGCAAUUUUUGACAGACGAUUUUACAAACGUUUUGGCUUCACAGUUUGUUCAGAUAUGACAAAUAGGAAGGCAAAAGCUGCUUCAAUUCAUUUUGUGUGGAUGAAGUCUGCAAAGAGCUACUGGACCACAGAGACACAAACCGAGAUUGAGUGAUUCAUCUUCUCAUCUGACUCUGGAUAAAACUACGUAAGAUAAAAUCUCAUAAGAUGUCUCAUAGUCUGUUUGUUUUGUUUUUUCCUGUAAGACACCAAUAUGAGUUCAAAAGCAACGGAAAAGUGUUUGGUUUAAUUUUUAAUACACACUGUGUGGACCUUUUACUGUGAUCCGUGUAUACAAAAAAUAUUCUGAAUGUUUAGAAUUUAAACAUAAAUGCACAGUUAAAAUAAGCCUUCACUUAUAUGCAAAUUGUUUAUUUCCGUUGUUGUUUUUAUGCCAAAGUCUGAACCUGUGCAUGCCUUUCACAGUUCCUCUGUCACUUUGAAAACUUGUAGAGUUAACUCUUCUGUAAAUAAUAAUAAUAAUGAUAUGUUCUCUGAUUUUGUAAGCUGUUGGCUCUCAUAGACUCCAGCCUCCUGCGAGGUUGGAGAGCUAAUAAAGGGCUUCCACGGUGUUGAAACCUC
Molecule: messenger RNA, 10613 nt
Organism: Amphiprion ocellaris (clown anemonefish)
Lineage: Eukaryota; Metazoa; Chordata; Actinopteri; Pomacentridae
Product: sickle tail protein-like
Exons: 25
Coding region: 577-6789 (2070 amino acids)
Cellular component (GO): cytoplasm
Source: RefSeq, a predicted model, not a curated record